Plodia interpunctella (Indianmeal moth) is the source of this 5939-nucleotide messenger RNA. RefSeq lists its product as uncharacterized. Bases 182 to 5698 code for a protein of 1838 amino acids. The transcript has 5 exons. The record is from RefSeq and is a predicted model, not a curated record. Lineage: Eukaryota; Metazoa; Arthropoda; Insecta; Lepidoptera; Pyralidae.
AAGUCUCGAACUUACUUUGGGUCUAGCUCAAACUAUGUGAUUUGUCCCUAUAUAUUCAUUUAUUUAUUUAAUCUUAAAUCUGUGCUCUGAAAGGUGUUUGUGAGGAAGAAUAUCAUUCAAAAUUAAAACUCAGGUCUAGGUAUAAAAUGGGUUUUGGAUAAAAGUGCUGUGAUUUGGAACCAUGUCUGACAACCUGAAAGACAUCGCGAAGCAUUACGAGGGAAAUGUUUUUCCUGAACACCCGCAAAGUAUUGGGCUGUUCACAAUCCCGGAGUUCCCGGAAUUCGAGCAACGCGGCAUGUGGUCAGCCGCACUGUCCGCCAUCUUCACGACCCUCCGCUACCUCGCGCCCGCGACUCUCCUCACCCUCUUCUGGGGCCAACACAGCUUCUUGUUCAAGUUGCUGAAGCACAUCGACUCUGCUUUUAGGGCUAUAGUCUUCUCAAGCGAAGAGCAAAAACAAGAUGUGCUUCAAUGGCUAAACAGCGUUGGGCCUGUCAAAGCCACCCAACUGGACACAGUAUGGCGGCACGGGUGGAUAGUGUGCGGGGUGUUAGACGCGGCGCUACCCGGCGCAUGCGCAGGUCAUCCACCCACGAAGCUGUCAUUGAAGCACGCGCAGGCCAUCGCCGAUCAUUAUCUUGGCGUUGAGCCGGUCUUCUCCCGUCAAGAGCUGGAAUCGAACGACUCACUAAGCAAGCAUCAAGAAUGGAAGCUGGCUACUUACUUAGACCGCCUCCGCGAAGCCCUAACCAAAAUAACACCACCUGUCUCCAAACCAACAUCCCAAAGAACUUCUCCAGAGGCCACGCAAUUCACCAUAGACUACGUAGCCAAGGGAUCUGGUCUUGCAGCGGCGCAGGUCAAUAACACAAUGUCUUUCAAAAUAUACCCAACAGCACAGCAAUCUUUAGACCCUGGAGAAAUAACAAUCUUAAUACGAGGACCCAAAGACACCUAUGGUAUGGCAGUGCUACCACCGAUUCUAGGCAAAGCGCAAUUGAUCCGUCAAAAAUUAUUAGGCCUGCAAACGAAACCUAAUUAUACAGAAAACGCUCUGCCUAUAACCCAAGGGGCCACCUACCUUAGAAAUUACGGGAAAAAUGAUAUGAACAAAACAUAUCACAUACCUAAAACAAAAUACGACAUCGAAAUCGAAAACGAAGUGCGAUCAGAUCAUAUAAAGAUAAGUUACUUUGCUCCAUUUGAAGGAAGAUAUGAAAUCUUUAUCACAAGUCGAGGACAAAAUAUCGCUGGAUCACCAUUUUUAAUAUCUGCAUCAAAUAAUAUUAUCAGCUUACUAGAAAAAGAAAAUUAUUCACUAGAAGAUGGCGAAGAAAUUGAUAUUGUAGAUGUAAAAACGGAUAGAAAAGUCGUUUUAAGAAUCGUCGACUUCGUAACUGAGAAAAUGUUACUAAGAGAAAAUGGAUCCUUGGAAAAAAUAACCGACGAUGAAGCAAAGAUAUUAAUGACAACAGACACUGGUACAACUAAAAUGUUAACAUCUGAAGCAACCACGAAAAACGUAUCGCAAGUACAUGAAAAACGUAUCGAAAGUACAUGUAAAAGUGUUCGAUUUAGAAAUGUUUUACAAAAAGUCGUCACAAUGGUCAGGGUUUGUAGAAUUUGGUCUAAAAUAGUAGCGGAAAAACGUUCUAUUGAAACAGAAAAAAGUAUGACUGUUAAAUCUAGAAACAACAAAUACAUUCCCGAUAUUGUUAAUUCGACAUUCACAGACUCGAACAUAGAUCCCUACGUUAUGAGGGAGACUCGCGAUAAGUUAAUAAUUCCUGAGAAUAUUUCUGUGUCUAUUCUCACUGAAAAAUGUCAGCCUGGCUUUGUUAAAAAUAAGCCUAUAAGUGAAGCUCGUUUUGAAAAUAGUUCUCAAAAUUUGACUGAUGACACAUGUAGCCCCGACAGCAUAGAAGAGUACAUACAAGUGCAGACCAAUAUUGAAAAUGAUUUGUUUAAAAUUUCUCAGUCUCCAAAUAAUAACCCAUUCCUAAAUGAAACAUAUGAACAAAAUUAUAAAAUAGAAAAGGAAUUGGGAUCUUACGUUGCAAAUGAAUACGAAACAAAUAAUUCUCAAAACGAAGAAACGCCAGAUGCACCAAUAAAAAUAAUUGUUGAAGAAAACGACUUUUUACCGCCUAUUAAUAGUAAUCCAUUUAUAGAUAUAAAUCUAAUAGAAAGACCGAAAUCUCCAGUUUUUAAAAUAAUAUCAGGAGAAAUAAAGAGUCGUGUUGUAUCACCAGUUCCGCUAGAUGAGGAAGAAAUUGGAAACGAAUUUAUAAAUCCAUUUUUCGUUCAUCAACAUCAUCAAUCAAGUGAGCUAGAUGCUCCUCUACCCAUCGCGGAUUUUAUAAUUGGCGCACCAGUGUCGUUACCACCUUUGCUACGAGCUUCAUCUCCUGUACCUGAAAUGGAAUCAUUAUUGAUUAACGAAGUAAAUCAAGAAAAGAUGCAAAAUAUUAAAGACGAAGAAAAUGAAUCUUGUGAAUAUUCUACUCCUUUACAUACAAAUCAAUCGAAAGCAAAAGAUAACAUAAAUGUAGAAAACAAUAAUGUAUCAUCCACAUUUCAUAGUUUGGAUGAUGCCAACAUUACUGAAAGUACCGUCAGUAAUAAGCAAUGUCUAGAAACCUAUAACGUUAAUACUACACACACAUGUAUAAGCGUGACACCAAAAAGAGAAAUAUGGGAUUCCGCGUAUGUAAGUAUCGAUGAUAACAAUAGUUCUCCAGAUAGUAAUAAUAAUGAUAAUACACCUUUGUGUGAGGCAAUAAAUAAACAGAAGUUUUCUCCUAGCGAUAACAAUUUUGGACUUGCACACGACGAAUUUUUAAAUAUGGGACCAGCCGAAAGAGAAAUUUGGCAAACUUGCAAUGAACUUAAGGAUAAUAUGGUUUUAAGUCAUGAUGACGUUAGAAUGUCCAAAACUGAUAUAAAACGACCAAUAUUUACACCUAUUAUAGAAGAAUGUGAUCGAAGCUUAUCAUCUACUAUAAAAGAAAAAAAUAAAUCAGUUCUGGCUGGGAAAAACAAAGAGUCUGAUGCUGUAACGGUGGCAUUUGCCGAACUUAAUGAUAUAUACCAAGAGUACUUUCCUACUACAAAGAAAGAUUAUUUUGCCAAAGCAAAUGAAGAAGACAAAAUUCAUUACGCAGACGUGGAAAAUGGAAACGACGAAGAUGAGAAUAGACAUGUCAAUUCAGCAUCUGAAAGCGAAACAGAUGUGAAGAGACAAAUGAAUGAAUUAGAAGGAAAGAUUUCUGAGGUUCAGGCAAAUGCCACUGAAUCUGUUUCAGUAAGUCAGACCCUUCAUGAAAACCAAACACAAAACAAUGUGAAAAGUGUAUAUAAAAACGAAUUACAAUUUGGAGAUAAUAAAUCUACUAACAUAGUACUUGAAAGAAAAAAAUACUGGGAUGAAAAAAUACGUCAAAUAGAAGCUAAAUCAGAAGAAUCGACUACACUUCAAAAGAAAAGGAGACUUUCAUCUAGACAUUUGAGAAAUAACGAUUCUUUAACAAAGCGAAGAGGUAAACAUAUUGUUAAAAAUUUCCUUAAUGCCGAACAAGAUAAAAGUCACAUUAAAGCCAAUGCUAUUAUAAACAGGAGAAGUCCCAUACCGCAAGAAGUGUCCACAUCAACAAAUCAAGACAAAGAACCACAUACUGAAGUCAAAUUAGUAGAUAAAUGGAAAAAUUACUGGGAUAGUAAAUUAACAGCAGAAAAUAAUGAAAAAGAGAAUAAAGAAAAUUCGUCGUGUUUUAGAACUAAGUCACCAAAAUCCCUGAAAUCACCAACUUCUUCUAAAUCACCCACUUCUACCAAAUCAUCGAAUUCUCACAAAUCACUAACUUUACCAACGACACAAGUAGUGAAAUCAAAUGAAGAUACUAUAGAAGCCUACAAUGAAAUCGUAUCUGAAACACCCGUACCGGUGAAACAUGAACUUCCAGAAGAAGUAUUCAAAGCUUUUGAAACAAGUCCAAAAAGAUUUUUUGGUACCUCUAGAAAACAAAUAUUAAACAAAAUAGACACUUUUUUAGGAAAACCAAGCACCGUAGAUAAAUCAUCGGCAGAUGAGAUCUGUGCCAGUCGAGAUAGUGGAUUAGUUUCUAAUCGCAUAUCAAUGUUUCAUAAAAUAUCCAAUACUGAAGAUGUAUCAUGGUCUCGAAGAAAAUGUCAGAGUCUACAUAAUAUUUCCCAUGGGAGUGACAAAAAUCUUUUUUCAUCGCAGAAGAAUUCUGAAAUCAUUAAGCAUAAAUAUAAUGACUCUCAAGUCAUACAGCCUACAGGGAACUUGAAUACUGAUAUGGACGAUUCUAGAACAGACAUAAAAAAGACCCAAAACAAAUCAACAUUGAAAGACAAAAGAGCUAAAGUCGAGUAUAAAACAUUUAACAGAAGUUUCGACGAAACAACUUUAAGCCAAGAAUUAGAUGAACUUCGAAACCAGAACAAAUAUGUAAAGAGAACGAUCAAAGAUUUAAAUCAACAUGACCAAAACCUUGAUAAAUACAAGAAGUCAAAUGAAUUACGUAAAUCAUCUAUAAGCAGGUCAGAAAUGGAUAUUUUUAAUAAGGCCAUAAAGGCAACCGAUGAUGAUCUAGACAAGUACAAAUCGUGUGACGAAUUGCCUAAAAUCAAUGUGAAAAAUUUCAUAUCUCUCUACGAAAGUGUCUCGAGUACAACUAAGCCAUCGACAGCGGUCGGGAAACUUGGCAAAAACAUAUUUAGUUCUCAGAUGCAGGUGCAUAAUAACUCGACGCAAGGAGCUAUAACAAGCAGUGGGCCAUCGAGUAUAAUGCGACCACGGCCUUAUUUAACGAGGUCGCGAACUUACACUAGUUCUGAAAAUAUGAGCAUUGACAGCGGUGGUACAAGAACUACCAGUUCCCUUGAUAUAGAAAAUGUUACAGGAUUAGAUAAAGAAACUACCUACGUAAGCCUCUCUGAUAUAGAAUUGGAGAUAGUUGAGAGUCCAGACAAAUGUAAAGAAUCUACUCCCAAACUACUACAAAAAGACGACACGGACAAAGUAAAGAAAGAUUACAAAUCACGUUUCAAAAUUGCGAAAGAGUUCUUCCAAUCGUUAGAAGAAAUCGGACCUGUAAAGAAACCUCCAAAAAUAAACGAAUGCCAAGCGAUGCUACAAAGCACGUCCACUGAAUCUCUCGAAAGCAAACAAAAAAAGCGACCAAAAAGUAAAGUAGGGAAGUCACAUUCAAUGCCAUCAUCAGAAUUUGCUAGGAUAUGGAACGAGAUGAAAGACGAAGAUUCCAAUAAAUUGGUCAAGAUAUCAGAAAAAUUCAAUGUGGACGAUUUAUUUACUGAUGUCACUGAAGGAAAAUUAAGUAGGCAGGGUAGUUUAAGAGGCAUUCCUCAUAAGAAAGCAGUUCUCGAAGCAUUUAGAUCUAUGGAAAACGUUUCAGAUAAUACAAUUAGUCCUUAUGAAAUGGCAGUUUCUCAGCAAAAUGACAUAGCCCAAGAUAAGGAGGCCAAAAAAGCGCAGACUUAUUUGAGCGAAUAUCCAUACUUACCUACAACAUGUCCGUCUAUGUACCAUUCAAGAAUCGAUGCCAAGGCAUCAGGACUUAUUUCAUUGAAAGAACUUAAAGAUAUGAAACGACCUAGAAGAAACAGUGUGCCAGAUUUACGAUUGAACCCAACAUUCACCGCAGACCUUUAAAUGUAGAAUGAAUCAAUGUAAUAACAGUAUUCGCUAGUACCUAAAGUGAUUCGAUACUCAAUUUAUAUUUUUUUAUUUGAUGCUUCAUCGUCUAAUCACUCGACUAGUUUAGUACCAUCAAUGUCAUGUCAUAAUAAUGUAAGAAUAUUUUGUACAAUUGUACAGUUAUUGAAUCUAAAUUUAAUUUUAAGUUAAUUCUAAUUCCAACUAUUUAUUCUUCAAAUAAAAAGUAAUCUAUAAA